Cylicocyclus nassatus is the source of this 1137-nucleotide messenger RNA. NCBI's taxonomy places the organism in Eukaryota, Metazoa, Nematoda, Chromadorea, Rhabditida, Strongylidae. The record is from the annotation of a GenBank genome assembly.
AUGGGCAACGAUGCGAUAGCGUUCGCCAAUGGGAAGGUGGUCUGUGGUCGCUGGAAAGUGCUAGCGCGACUCGGUGCUGGAGGCUGCGGCAGUGUGUACAAGGUCGAAGAUAUGCAACGAAAGGGCUACAUUGCUGCACUGAAAGCCGAGGCUAUAGUAGAAGACGACAGUGGCGUAUUGAAACUUGAAGCUGCAGUGUUGAAGAAAUUAGCAAAUAGGAAGAAUGUUAUACGAUUGCUAAUGGCUGGAAAACGGUCGAAAUAUAGUUUCAUAGUCAUGACUAUUUGUGGUUCUGAUUUGAUGUCUCUAAAGAAAAGAUCACCAGAGGGCUUUAGUGAGAGCACCAUACUUCGCAUUGGUGUACAUGCACUCUAUGCCAUAAAACAGCUUCAUGAAAUCGGUUUCGUUCACAGAGACGUCAAGCCUGGUAACAUGAUGAAUGGUGCGAAUGGUAGAGAUCGACGAAUAAUCUUUUUGAUAGAUUAUGGCAUGGUCCGUAACUUCGUCGUGAGAGACGCAAAGGGUAUUUCGCUGCGAAAACCCAGAAAAAAUGUGCUCCUACGCGGAACAUUGCGAUAUUGCUCUUUGAGUGUGCAUAGAAGAUUGGAGCAGGCACGAGUGGACGAUCUUUGGGCUAUGCUGUACAUGCUAGGCGAGUUGUACGUUGGACUUCCGUGGAAUCGUAUGACUGUUGAGAAGGAGAUCAUAAAAAUGAAGGAAAAAGAGACGGACGAGAAUGUGUUUAAGGAAUGCCCAGAAGAAUUUGUAGCCAUGGCCAAAUACUUGCGAACGCUUGGUUACCAGGACCGACCUGAUUACUACAAAAUUUAUAAUUGGUUCAUUGGAGCAAUGAAAAGAGAAAAGUACUCGUUUUCGGAGAAGUAUGAAUGGGAAGAUGAUAGUUUAUUCACGGCAAAGAUAAAUACAGCUCUAGAUUAUAGUAAUAGAGAAAAGUCAACAAAGAAAGCGUUGGAAGGGUUCGAAAAGGAAGCGCUCCUUUAUACUAAUAUUCAUGAGCAAAAUUUCAAGGAAGUAGUACUGCAAUUAUGAAGUAAUUCAAGCUCAUGAAGAAAGCCAAAAUUAUGUCAUCGAAGAUUCAAACUUCCUUACUAACAGAUUAUGAACGCAGUUGCCAAC